GGCUCAUAGUGACUUUUCACCUCGAUCGAGUUGGAUAUUAAUCCUGCGACUUUAAAACAAACAGAGGCACGGGGCACGAAAACCGGCAAAAUGAGCAAAGUGCAAGGAGGCACGAAAUGUGUGAAAUACCUGCUUUUCCUCUUCAACUUCAUAUUCUGGCUCUCUGGUUCAUUGGUGUUAGCAGUAGGACUGUGGCUGAGGUUUGAUCCUAGUAUAUCCUCAUUACUGAAAGAAAAUGGAGUUCCCCAAACCUUCUUUUUUGCUGUGUAUAUUUUGAUUGGAACAGGAGGAAUCAUGAUGCUCGUGGGGUUUUUUGGGUGCUGUGGAGCCGUGAAGGAGUCACCAUGUCUUCUGGGACUGUUCUUUUCCUGUCUAUUGAUCAUUUUUGGUGCAGAAGUGGCUGCAGGAAUUUUUGGCUUCUUGAACAAAGAUGAGAUUAUUAAGGAGGUUCAACACUUCUACACUACCUCCAUCAGUGGAAAUGGCAAUAGCACCACAAUCACCUCCAUGUAUCAUGAUAUUCUUGAGUGCUGUGGAGGCCGAGAUGGAAAAUCUAAUGAAUCGCUGUGUCCUGAUAGUAAUACCAAGGACUGCUUCAAAGCCAUAGAGGAUUUUUUCAAUGAGAAACUCAUCAUCAUUGGAUAUGUGGGUAUUGGCAUUGCAGGAAUCAUGAUAAUUGGCAUGAUCUUCAGUCUGGCUCUAUGCUGUGGUAUCCAGAGCAACAGGGAAGUCAUAUAGAUGCUUACAGGCUUCAUCCUUCAGACUGAACAGGCCUGAACUCACUGUGCAAACGCAUUUGAAAGGCGCACGGAGUAGGAUAAGUGCAGCUAAUUCUCUUUUCUUUGUGUUUUGUGCUGAAUUAUCACAGCAUGGAUUGAGCCUGUAACCAAAUUAACAUGUCCUUAUUUUAAUUAUCUGGGAGACCAGUUAUGAUUAUAACUGGAUUUUUAUGACCAGUUUAGACAUUACCAAGCAGAAGCUUGGGCAAUGUUCUAUUUUUCCUCUUCCUCUUUUGCUUUAUAUGCAAGAAGACUGGUAAUGUAAAUAGUGUAUGUAAAGCACAGGUUCUGCUUAUCUGUUGACUCCUUGGAAUGUUUAAUGUGCAAAUGUACUCCAUGUUUGCUGUAGUAAUACAGAGCUUUAUUCAACCUAAA
Molecule: messenger RNA, 1154 nt
Organism: Neoarius graeffei (lesser salmon catfish)
Lineage: Eukaryota; Metazoa; Chordata; Actinopteri; Siluriformes; Ariidae
Product: CD9 antigen-like
Exons: 8
Coding region: 91-738 (215 amino acids)
Cellular component (GO): membrane
Source: RefSeq, a predicted model, not a curated record